UUUUAGAAAUAAUCUCUACAAUUUAAAGAAACGAUUAAAUAACCUAUUAUCUAGAUCUUUGCUUGUUUCGAAAUGUCUUAUAGCAGGAACAAAAAAAACUAUAUAAAAACUCAUUGCCGAUAUACUGUUAAUUGAUUGAAAGGUUAAGAUGAUAAAAAUAAUUAAUUCUAUUAACUGUGACCUGCAGUUGAUACCGAUGCAAAAGAAAUGGGGAAUUCCUACGGAAUGGUUUUCAUAUAAUAUCUUUCUAGAAAUAUAAAUAAUUGGCUCAUUGGAUGAGUAAGUCAUUAGUUCUUUGCCGAUUUCAGCAUCGACAUAAGGAUGAAAGUAGCAAUUUUUUUAAUCUUCUUCUUAAUUGGCGCGGCUUACUCCGUCCCCACGUGGCACGAAGAACACGAACUGCUCGACGAAGAAAUCUGGGAACCCGCCGACCCCCAGCCACUCGUCGAACAUCACGUCAGAUUUAAAAGAGCGACCUGCGAUUUGUUCAGCUUCCAGUCCAAAUGGGUGACGCCGAACCACGCAGCAUGUGCAGCUCACUGCAUUGCCAGAGGAAACAGAGGAGGACGAUGCAAAAACGCAGUCUGCCAUUGCCGCAAAUAAUUAACAAUUUUAAAUAUCCAUUACGUUUUCCCCAAUAAAGCUGUGUUUGUCCAAUA
This is a messenger RNA of Cimex lectularius (bed bug), 659 nucleotides long. Its product is annotated as defensin-like. The coding region runs from base 322 to 603 and encodes 93 amino acids. Lineage: Eukaryota; Metazoa; Arthropoda; Insecta; Hemiptera; Cimicidae. Gene Ontology annotation, biological process: humoral immune response; defense response to bacterium. The record is from RefSeq and is a predicted model, not a curated record. The transcript is spliced from 2 exons.